AUGAAUGACAUGGGUAUACUACUCAAAAGUUUGCGUAGUGUUGUUACUGAUGGAGCGCCAGCAAUGUUGUCGGAAGCACAAGGUUUUACUGGGCGAAUGAAAAUAAAAGUACGCGACGCUGGGCUACCUCCGAUAUCAUCGGUACACUGCAUAUUACAUCAGGACCAACUAUGUGCAAAAACCUUCCGUAAUUUCAAAUCUGUUAUGGAUGUAGUAAUAACAUGUGUCAAUUUCUGCAGAAAGCAAGGUCUCAACCACGGCAGUUUGAAGUAUUUUUCAAAGACCUGGAAGCAAAGUUACGAUCUAGAACCGCUCUUAGCCCUGGAGCCGCUACGAGAUCUAGAACCGCUUUUUGCUCUAGAACCGCUCCGAGAUCUUGAUCCGCUUUUAGCCCUAGACCCGCUGCGAGACCUUGACCCGCUUUUAGCUCUAGAGCCACUUCGAGAUCUAGAUCCACUUUUAGCCCUAGAUCCGCUUCGGGAUCUAGAUCCGUGUUUACCUCUGGAGCCGCUUCUAGAUCUAGAUCCGCUUUUGGAACGGCUCUUGGAUUUAGACCUAGAACGGCUUCUAGACUUUGAUCUGGAUCUGCUUUUGGAACGACUGACAGUGAGUCUGAAAAAAUGGAUACAUCACCUAGAUUAUUGUCAUCUGCGAAGGAAAGAGCUUGCAAAAUCGCAACAGCUUCAGCAGAGAAUAUUGAGAUUUCAGGUUCCAGUUUGUACUUGCGAGAAAGAUCCAAGGAAGCUUUCCGAGAGUGAGGUGGGUAGAUCUAGUAAAAUCCCCAAAUUACGAUAA
Molecule: messenger RNA, 795 nt
Organism: Acanthoscelides obtectus
Lineage: Eukaryota; Metazoa; Arthropoda; Insecta; Coleoptera; Chrysomelidae
Source: the annotation of a GenBank genome assembly